AGUUUUUUUAAGACCAAAGAAAACAAAACAAAAUAAAACCCAGGUUUUAUGUUAUCAUAAAAAAGAAAAACAAGGUUUUCCCAUAACCCAGUAAACGACUUUGUUGUAGCAUUCAUAGAGUUCCUACUUCACACGUCUUAGCGUCCAUUUUCACCGUUUGUUUGCCAUUCUCGGUAGACGAAGACAAUGUCAACAGUGGGUUUCAUUUGAAUUUUUAUUUUUAUUUUUUUCAGUAAGAGAUGUCGAAGCUAUUUACUAGGAUUGUUGGGUACAUAAGAAAUUGGUCUCUGAUGGGGAUGGACAAAGCGGGCAACCAAUACUUCGUCAGAACAGAAGAGAUUGAUGGUAUCAUGAAAGAGAAAAGAUGGGUGGUAUUCAAGGGAGAGAAGGACCCAACUUCCAUUCCAGUUGAAUGGGUAUGUUGGCUGAAUGGGCAGCGCAAAAGCGCUCCAACCGCUGAGGAAAUGAUGGAACUGGAAGCUAGGCGUGAACAAGUUAGACUGAAUGUUGCUCUUCUCAAGAAAGAAGAGGAGGAAAAGAGAGCCAAAGCAGGGGCUACAUGCAAAACCAUCAGCACUGGUCAAGUUGGAGGUCCAGACUUGAAAAGUUUCAUUCGGCAAUUUCCGACUGCAUCAGAAGGUGACAAAGUUGAGGAAGCAUCUGAUGCAAUGGAUGGCAUGAGUAACUCUAAAGAGAGGGCAGCAGAGAAGGAAAAACCAGAACCACAGUCGUCAGAGCCAAUAGGAUCUGGGCAGUCGUUUAGACCAGGCACAUGGCAACCACCAACAUGAACGAUGGCAAUGGUUGAAAGGGACUCACCAACACCAAUCCUCAUGGCCUAAGCAAUAAUAACUUGUUUUUCAUGCCAAUUUCAAUGACCUUGUUCAACUCACUUCACUACCAUUUAACCCAGUAUUGUUUCAUGGAGAUUCUAUCAGGGAGCACAGCAAAAUCACAUUCUUUAAUCUCAUUGGUUAAAUGAAUCAGUUUUGUUCAGACUUUUGUUGAUUAGAACUUAUUUGUGUAUGUGAAACUAUAUUCCAAAA
Molecule: messenger RNA, 1046 nt
Organism: Quercus lobata
Lineage: Eukaryota; Viridiplantae; Streptophyta; Magnoliopsida; Fagales; Fagaceae
Product: NADH:ubiquinone oxidoreductase, 17.2kDa subunit
Exons: 9
Coding region: 240-791 (183 amino acids)
Biological process (GO): response to oxidative stress
Cellular component (GO): respiratory chain complex I; membrane
Source: RefSeq, a predicted model, not a curated record